AUGGCCGAAGACCAGCGCGUAAAGGCCGAGACACUCGCCCUGAGACGGCGGUUCAUCGGCUCUUCCUGCAGACUCUUUUUCCCUGAGGAUCCUGUUAAGAUCGUCAGGGGCCAGGGACAGUACAUGUAUGAUGAACAAGGAGCAGAGUACCUGGACUGCAUCAACAAUGUGGCUCAUGUUGGGCACUGCCACCCUCUCGUGGUCCAAGCGGCACAUGAACAGAACCAGGCGCUCAACACAAACAGCCGGUACCUGCAUGACAACAUAGUCAAUUAUGCGCAGAAGCUUUCAGAGACCCUGCCAGAGCAGCUCUGUGUGUUCUAUUUCCUGAAUUCUGGGUCAGAAGCCAAUGACCUGGCCCUGAGGCUGGCCCGCCAGUACACGGGACACCAGGACGUGAUAGUGCUGGACCAUGCAUAUCAUGGCCACCUGAGCUCCCUGAUCGACAUCAGCCCCUACAAGUUCCGGAACCUGGACGGCCAGAAGGAGUGGGUCCAUGUGGCACCACUCCCAGACACCUACCGGGGCCCUUACCAAGACCACCCCAAUGCUGCAGAGGCCUCUGCCAGUGAUGUGGAGCGCGUGAUCGCCAGUGCCCAGGAAAAGGGCAGGAAGAUCGCAGCAUUCUUCGUGGAGUCUCUGCCCAGUGUAGGAGGGCAGAUCAUCCCCCCUGUGGGCUACUUUCCAAGAGUGGCUGAGCACAUCCGCAAGGCUGGAGGGGUCUUUGUCGCUGAUGAGAUUCAAGUUGGCUUUGGUCGUGUGGGCAAGCACUUCUGGGCCUUCCAGCUGCAAGGGGAGGACUUUGUCCCUGACAUUGUCACCAUGGGCAAGCCCAUUGGCAAUGGCCACCCUCUUGCUUGUGUGGUCACAACCCAGGCUGUGGCAACGGCAUUUGAAGCCACCAACGUCGAGUAUUUCAACACGUUUGGGGGCAGCCCCGUGUCUUGCGCUGUGGGGCUGGCUGUCCUGAAGGUUUUAGAGGAGGAGCAGCUGCAGGCUCAUGCCACCUGCGUGGGCAGCCUCCUGAUGGAGCUCCUCCGGCAGCAGAAAGCCAAGCAUCCCAUCAUAGGGGAUGUCAGGGGUGUCGGGCUUUUCAUUGGCGUGGAUCUGAUCAGAGAUGAGGCCACAAGGGAGCCAGCCACCGAAGAGGCACACUACUUGGUGUCCAGGCUGAAAGAGAACUACAUUUUGCUAAGCACUGAUGGUCCUGGGAGGAACGUCCUGAAGUUUAAGCCCCCAAUGUGCUUCAGCUUUAAGGAUGCACACCGUGUGGUAGCAACACUGGAUGCUGUCCUAAGUGACAUGGAGGUGGUGCUGAGCAGCUGUGCUACACUGAGGCUAAAGCCCCACCCUGCCUGUCAGGCCCAAAACCCGCACAACGCAAAGCGAAGCGACCAACAAGCGACGCCCGAAAGAUCACACGCGACCCCAAAAGCCCCACGGGCCACGCAACGAACACGAGGCCGCCGCCGCCAACAACCCCCGGCCCACAGCCCCGCCCCCCCCCGCAGCACAGAACAACAGACGCACAGCCCCCCCGCCAACCCCGCACCCCCACCGCCAGACAAGACCCACCCCGGCCCCCAGCGAGACCCCCAAACCCGAACCCAAACCCCAACAAAGGACAUGCUCAUUGGCUAA
Chrysochloris asiatica (Cape golden mole) is the source of this 1641-nucleotide messenger RNA. RefSeq names its product 5-phosphohydroxy-L-lysine phospho-lyase (gene PHYKPL). Gene Ontology annotation, molecular function: pyridoxal phosphate binding; transaminase activity. The coding region runs from base 1 to 1641 and encodes 546 amino acids. Gene Ontology annotation, cellular component: mitochondrion. The record is from RefSeq and is a predicted model, not a curated record. NCBI's taxonomy places the organism in Eukaryota, Metazoa, Chordata, Mammalia, Afrosoricida, Chrysochloridae. The transcript has 13 exons.